CCGGAGUGUAAUACAUGUAACCCCAAUCGAGUUGUGACUGACGCCGAAGCGGUUCGCGCACCCGGCGGACGCUUGGUUAGGAGCCCAAGCCAGCCGUGAGAUCUGCUUUCAUCAUGAAUAAGCUGCAAGGGUUUGAGUUUUGGAAGAUCACCCUGAAGGGGGCACGUUAUGUGGUGGCCCCCAUGGUGGACCAGAGUGAGCUGGCUUGGAGGCUCCUGAGCCGCAGACAUGGCGCCCAGAUCUGCUACACCCCCAUGCUGCACGCGCAGGUCUUCGUGCGGGACGGCAACUACCGGCGCGAGAACCUGUAUGGUGAGGUUUGUGCGGAGGACCGGCCCUUGAUUGCGCAGUUUUGUGCGAAUGACCCAGAGACGUUCAUUAAGGCCGCCCUCCUGGCUCAGGACUACUGCGACGCCAUUGACCUCAACCUGGGCUGCCCUCAGAUGAUCGCAAAGCGAGGUCAUUACGGUGCCUUCUUGCAGGAAGAGUGGAGUCUUCUGGAGAAGAUGGUGUCACUGGCCAAUGACAAGAUUUCAGUACCCAUCACGUGCAAGAUCAGAGUGUUCCCGGAAGUCGAGAAGACCGUGCAGUACGCCAAGAUGCUGGAGAAGGCCGGGUGCCAGCUGCUGACCAUCCAUGGCCGGACCAAGGAGCAGAAAGGGGCCAUGACAGGCGUCGCGAGCUGGGAGCACAUUACUGCUGUCCGGAAGGCCGUCAGCAUCCCCGUCUUUGCCAACGGCAACAUCCAGCACCUGAGCGACGUGCAGCGCUGCAUGGAGGAAACGGGUGUGCAGGGCGUCAUGAGCGCAGAAGGUAACCUUCACAACCCAGCCCUGUUUGAGGGCCAGAGUCCGCCCGUGUGGGAGAUGGCAGAGGAGUACCUGGAGGUGGUCCGGCAGUACCCCUGCUCCCUGUCCUUCGUCCGUGCCCACCUCUUCAAGCUGUGGCACCAUACUUUGCAGAUCCACACGGACCUGCGGGAGGAGCUGGCCAAAGUGCGGACGCUGGACGGGAUGGCGGAGCUGAACGCGCAGCUGAAGCGGCGCUGCCAGGAGGAAAUGGCUCGACAGGAAGCUGGGGAGAAGGACCACGGCAGCCUGCCCUUCCCGCACUGGAUAUGCCAGCCCUACGUCCGGCCAGCCCCGAAGGGUCCUGGCAGUGAGAACGGGCAGCCCGGCUCUCAGCCGAAGGCAGUGUGUGUGAAGAGGGCCCUGGAGGAUGCUGAUGCUCCCCCAGAGUACCUCUCCAAGAACAAGCAGAAGAAGAAGGCGCGCAACCCCAAAAAGAACUUCAGCAUGGAGCAGAAACCCAAAUACAUCAAAUGUGAGCAGUGUGGAAACCCCAAGGGCAGUAAGUGUGUCUUCAGCCUGUGUCGGGGGUGCUGUAAGAAGGCGGCGUUCAAGGCUACGGCUGAUUGUCCAGGCCAUGGAUUGUUGUUUAAGACCAAAUUUGAUAAAGCUCAGCGACAGAAGGCCAGCGAGCCCGACAGACAGGCCAGCGAGCCCGACAGACAGGCCAGCGAGCCCGACAGACAGGCCAGCGAGCCCGACAGACAGGCCAGCGAGCCCGACAGACAGGCCAGCGAGCCCGACAGACAGGCCAACGGGGAGUCGCUCACGCAGACGUGCCCCGCAUUGCCCUCGGCCUCACCUGAGCAGCCCGGCAGAGACCCUGUGGCCUGAGGGCGGCCCCUCUAAGGACACGUGAGGCACCACACACCCCUGAGGGUUGCUGCACUGGGAGAGCUGCCCCCAGACCGAGGGAAAUGAGCGUGACACUCAGAUUCUGCUGAGGAUGGUGCUGCAACGACGUACAUUUGACAGGACAUCAGUAUGGCUGCUUCCGUCAGGAUUACCCUUUAACUUGUGGUUGUUUCAGUUUUGUUACAGGGUUUUUUUUGGCCAUUCAGCUGAAUCAUUUCAGUUGGCUUAACUCCUUGCUAUUACGAAUGGUACUUCAUGGUCAAAAAAUUGGCUACUUCUUCUAAACAAAAUGUACUUCAUCUCAGUUUUAUCUCUAAAAAAACCGAAUUGAAUAUAACAAAUUGGAGGCUAUUCUAGUAUCCGGCUGUUUUCCAGGGGUUUGCUAAAUGACGUCGGAGAGGAUCACGCAUACGGCACAUUAGCCGGAAGUAAACCACUGACAAAUUAUAAGCUUCACUCCAAAAAGGCAUAAGUAUGUAUUACAGGAGACUUCAUUUUGAGUGAAAUCUUGUAGGAUUUGAAAAGAUCUGUGCUUCACCCUGACAGGGAACACUCCCUUCAAACUACACUGUGAACACGAAGGAAAACUGGACUGUGAGCUUCAUAGAAUGUUCCGGUGUUGGGAAAGUCACAUAGAAAAGCAAUUCACAGCUAAAGCCAAAUGGACAGCCAGUUGCCCAUUUUAAAAACCAUUAAAUUUGUUUUUUCAGUUAAGCUAGCAAUAAAAAAAAAUUAGGAAAUAGACUUUCAUACGAUGGAUGUGGUUAGCCAUGCUACUGUGGAUUGCUAUAGUAACACAAAUCAGUUGCUAGGAAACUUAGUAGUUUAGUUGUUCUGACAGCAUUUCUAUCACAUUGUCAGAUCCAGCCCGUUUUGUAUUGCAGGAAGUUCAACAUUUGCAGCCUCCUAUUGGAAGAUUGCAACUGUUUUAAUGCAUUUAUUGCCGAGUUGGCACGUCUCGAAUGUUUCACACGAACGUCACGUCAUGGAUGGUGCCAGCAAAGCUUUGGAACAAAAUCUACCUGCGGGGCUCCUUCUGUGUCUGGGGUUCACCGCGUUUUGCAGGAAUGUGUCCAACCGAGGCCUGUGGUUGAGGGGUCUUUACUGUAGGUAACAGUGUCUGGUUAAUGCUGGGUCUCACUGACAUGCAGCGCACUGUAAUGGGUGGAUCGCACUGUGCAGUAGCUAAGCCACUCUGUACAGCAUCAGCCUGCACCGCGGCUUAAACGACGCGGUUCCUGUGCUGCGCCUUUAGCCUGUAAUUUAUGCAAGAAGAUGAUCCGCCAAGCGCAGGUUAAAUAAUGCCUGCCUCUGUUUUUAAUCCUGCUGGAUACUUCUUACAGUGGUAUUUAUGGUCCUCAGGUUAUGGAAAUAUUUGUCCCUGUCGAUCGGAAUAAAAGUUUUGAAAGAAA
Messenger RNA from Brienomyrus brachyistius, 3115 nucleotides. It is a transcript of the gene dus1l, whose product is annotated as dihydrouridine synthase 1-like (S. cerevisiae). The record is from RefSeq and is a predicted model, not a curated record. The transcript has 14 exons. Bases 114 to 1682 code for a protein of 522 amino acids. NCBI's taxonomy places the organism in Eukaryota, Metazoa, Chordata, Actinopteri, Osteoglossiformes, Mormyridae. Gene Ontology annotation, molecular function: flavin adenine dinucleotide binding; tRNA dihydrouridine synthase activity. Gene Ontology annotation, biological process: tRNA processing.